AUGGCGCCCGUGCAUGGCGACGACUCUGUGUCAGAUUCAGGGAGCUUUGUAGCAUCUCGAUCCCGGCGAGAAAAGAAAUCAAAGAAAGGGCGCCAGGAAGCUCUAGAAAGACUGAAAAAGGCUAAAGCUGGUGAGAAGUAUAAAUAUGAAGUCGAGGACUUCACAAGUGUUUAUGAAGAGGUUGAUGAAGAACAGUAUUCGAAGCUAGUUCAGGCACGCCAGGAUGAUGACUGGAUCGUGGAUGAUGAUGGUGUCGGCUAUGUGGAGGAUGGCCGAGAGAUUUUUGAUGAUGACCUUGAAGAUGAUGCCCUUGAUUCUCAAGGACCAGUAAAAGAUAGUAAAACUCGCAACAAAGAAAAGAAGAAUGUAAAGAAGUCUGUGGUGACAAAACCAAACAAUAUCAAGUCAAUGUUUAUUGCCAGUGCCGGGAAGAAAACUGGUGAUAAAGCUAUAGAUUUGUCCAAGGAUGAUCUGCUAGGUGACAUUCUACAAGAUCUGACCACUGAGACACCUCAAAUAACCCCACCACCCGUACUAAUUCCGAAGAAGAAAAGAUCCAUUGGAGCGUCACUGAAUCCUUUCUCUGUGCACACCCCCAAGGUAGUUCCUUCAGGAAAAACUGCUUCCCCUGCCUCAAAGAAGGAGCCUCUGUUAACCCCUGUUCCUUUUCCACGUGCUGAACUGGCUGGAGAGCCAGCGCCAGCAGCGGUGUGCACACAUGACAAGAAGGAGUCAGGGGCCAUCGAUUUUGAAGAUGUUGACUUUGACGAGCCUAUGGAAGCUGAGGAGGUGAAUGCGGAGCCUGUGGCUGCUAAGACCUGGGACCAAGCGAGUGAGCCAGCGGAGGUGGCGAAACCUGAGGCAGAUCCUGGGAAAGGGACCACGCCCUGCUUAGGAGGUUUUCUCCCAGAUGUCUCUUGUUGGGACAUCGAUCAGGAAGAUGACAGCAGUUUCUCAGCCCAGGAAGUUCAAGUGGAUUCCAGUCACCUGCCAUUGGUAAAAGGGGCAGAUGAGGAACAAGUGUUUCAGUUUUAUUGGCUGGAUGCUUAUGAAGAUCAGUACAACCAACCAGGUGUGGUAUUUCUGUUUGGCAAAGUUUGGAUCAAAUCUGCUGAAACCUAUGUGAGCUGUUGUGUCAUGGUGAAAAACAUUGAACGAACUCUAUACUUCCUUCCCCGUGAAAUGAAAAUUGAUCUACACACAGGGAAAGAAACAGGAACUCCAGUUACAAUGAAGGAUGUUUAUAGCGAAUUUGAUGAGAAAAUAGCAACAAAAUAUAAAAUUAUGAAGUUCAAGUCCAAGAUAGUAGAAAAGAACUAUGCUUUUGAGAUACCUGAUGUUCCAGAAAAAUCUGAAUACUUGGAAGUUAGAUACUCGCCUGAAAUGCCACAGCUUCCUCAGGAUUUGAAAGGAGAAACUUUUUCUCAUGUAUUUGGGACUAACACAUCCAGCUUGGAACUGUUCUUGAUGAACAGAAAGAUCAAAGGACCUUGUUGGCUUGAAGUUAAAAAUCCACAGCUCUUAAAUCAGCCAAUCAGUUGGUGUAAAGUUGAGGCAAUGGUUUUGAAACCAGACCUGGUGAAUGUAAUUAAGGAUGUUGGUUCUCCCCCUCUUGUGGUGAUGUCUUUCAGCAUGAAGACAAUACAAAAUGCAAAGACACAUCAAAAUGAGAUUAUUGCUGUGGCAGCUUUGGUUCAUCAUAGCUUUGCGUUAGAUAAAGCACCGCCACAGCCUCCCUUCCAGUCACACUUCUGUGUUGUGUCUAAACCAAAGGACUGUAUUUUUCCAUAUGCUUUUAGUGAAGAAAUAAAGAAAAAGAAAGUGAAGGUUGAGAUUGCUGCAACAGAGAGAACACUGCUAGGGUUUUUCCUUGCAAAAGUUCACAAAAUUGAUCCUGAUAUCAUUGUGGGUCAUAAUAUUUAUGGAUUCGAACUGGAAGUGUUAUUGCAGAGAAUUAACGCGUGCAAAGUUCCUCACUGGUCCAAGAUAGGCCGGCUGAAGCGAGCCAAUAUGCCAAAGCUUGGGGGCAGGAGUGGAUUUGGUGAAAGAAAUGCUACCUGUGGCCGAAUGAUCUGUGAUGUGGAAAUUUCGGCAAAAGAAUUAAUUCGUUGUAAAAGCUACCAUUUGUCUGAACUUGUUCAACAGAUUCUGAAAACGGAAAGGGUUGUAAUCCCCGUGGAAAAUAUACAAAAUAUGUACAGUGAACCCUCUCAUCUGUUGUACCUGUUGGAACACACCUGGAAAGAUGCCAGGUUCAUUUUGCAGAUCUUGUGUGAGCUAAAUGUUCUUCCAUUAGCAUUGCAGAUCACUAACAUCGCUGGGAACAUUAUGUCUAGGACGCUGAUGGGUGGACGAGCCGAGCGUAAUGAGUUCUUGUUGCUUCAUGCGUUUUAUGAAAACAACUAUAUUGUGCCUGACAAGCAGAUUUUCAGGAAGCCUCAGCAAAAACUGGGAGAUGAAGAUGAAGACAUGGAUGGAGAUGUCAAUAAAUACAAGAAAGGACGGAAGAAAGCAGCUUAUGCUGGAGGCUUGGUAUUGGACCCUAAAGUCGGUUUUUAUGAUAAGUUCAUUUUGCUUCUGGACUUCAACAGCUUAUAUCCUUCCAUCAUUCAGGAAUUCAACAUUUGUUUUACAACAGUGCAAAGAGUUGCUUCAGACACACACAAGGUUACAGAGGAUGAAGAACAAGAACAGAUCCCCGAGCUGCCAGAUCCAGGCUUAGACAUGGGCAUUUUGCCCAGAGAAAUCCGGAAGCUGGUAGAGCGGAGAAAACAAGUCAAACAGCUAAUGAAGCAGCAGGAUUUAAAUCCGGACCUUGUUCUUCAGUAUGACAUUCGACAGAAGGCUUUGAAGCUCACGGCGAACAGUAUGUACGGCUGCCUGGGAUUUUCCUACAGCAGAUUUUACGCCAAGCCACUGGCUGCUUUGGUGACAUACAAAGGAAGGGAGAUUUUGAUGCAUACGAAAGAGAUGGUCCAGAAGAUGAAUCUUGAAGUUAUUUAUGGAGAUACAGAUUCAAUAAUGAUAAACACCAAUAGCACCAAUCUGGAAGAAGUAUUUAAAUUGGGAAACAAGGUGAAAAGUGAAGUGAAUAAAUUGUACAAGCUGCUUGAAAUCGACAUUGAUGGAAUUUUCAAGUCCCUGCUACUGUUAAAGAAAAAGAAAUAUGCUGCUCUGGUUGUAGAACCAACGUCGGAUGGGAAUUAUGUCACCAAACAGGAGCUGAAAGGAUUAGAUAUAGUUCGAAGAGAUUGGUGUGAUCUUGCUAAAGAAACUGGAAACUUUGUCAUUGGCCAGAUUCUUUCUGAUCAAAGCCGGGACACUAUAGUAGAAAAUAUUCAGAAGAGGUUAAUAGAAAUUGGAGAAGAUGUGCUAAAUGGCAGUGUCCCAGUGAGCCAGUUUGAAAUUAACAAGGCGUUGACAAAGGAUCCUCAGGAUUACCCUGAUAAAAAAAGCCUACCUCACGUACAUGUCGCCCUCUGGAUAAAUUCUCAAGGAGGCAGAAAGGUGAAAGCUGGAGAUACUGUGUCGUAUGUCAUCUGUCAGGAUGGGUCCAAUCUCAGUGCGAGUCAGAGGGCCUAUGCCCCUGAGCAGCUGCAGAAACAAGACAACUUAACCAUUGACACCCAAUACUACCUGGCCCAGCAGAUCCACCCAGUGGUGGCCCGGAUCUGUGAGCCGAUAGACGGAAUUGAUGCUGUCCUCAUAGCAACAUGGCUAGGACUCGAUCCCACCCAGUUUAGAGUUCAUCAUUAUCAUAAAGAUGAAGAGAACGAUGUUCUACUUGGUGGCCCAGCACAGCUCACCGAUGAAGAGAAAUACAGGGACUGUGAGCGAUUCAAAUGCCCAUGCCCUGCAUGUGGGACUGAGAAUAUUUACGAUAGUGUCUUCGAGGGUUCGGGAACCGAUACGGAGCCCAGCUUGUAUCGCUGCAGUAACAUCAAUUGUAAAGCUUCACCUCUGAACUUUAUUGUACAGCUGAGCAACAAAUUGAUCUUGGAUAUUAGACGCUGCAUUAGGAAAUACUAUGAGGGCUGGCUGAUUUGUGAGGAGCCAACCUGUCGGAAUAGGAUUCGGCACCUUCCCCUUCAGUUCUCCCGAAACGGACCACUUUGCCAAGUCUGCAUGAAAGCUACACUCCGCCCAGAGUAUUCUGACAAGUCCCUGUACACCCAGCUGUGCUUUUACCGGUACAUUUUUGAUGUGGACUGUGCACUGGAGAAACUUAUGACCGACCAUGAGAAAGAAAAAAUAAAGAAGCAGUAUUUCACCCCCAAAGUCCGUCUGGACUACAAAAAUCUCAAGAACAUAACGGAGCAGUUCUUGUCCCAAAGUGGCUACACCGAAGUGAACCUCAGCAAGCUCUUCGUGGAUUGCGCCGUGAGGGCCUGA
Pipistrellus nathusii (Nathusius's pipistrelle) is the source of this 4392-nucleotide messenger RNA. The record is from the annotation of a GenBank genome assembly. Lineage: Eukaryota; Metazoa; Chordata; Mammalia; Chiroptera; Vespertilionidae.